AUGCCCUCCCUAAUACCGAAGCGCAUUCAGAAUGCCCACCCUCUGCUAUUCACACCAGAUCAGCACACUGAUCGUCACAAAUGUACGCGACAGGUACCAAUGCGCGUGCUUGCUAUGGGAUAUUCCCGUACGGGUACCGCUUCAAUGUCGAAAGCACUUGAGAUGCUGGACAUGCCAUGCUACCACUUCUACCGCAUCCUGACCAGCAUCCGCGAUGCCGACAUGUGGCUGGAAGCGGUCCAGUACAAAACUUCGAACAACAGAGCAAAGCUUGACAGGAAGUUCUGGGAUGGCCUUCUUGGACAUGUCUCUGCAGUCGCGGACAAGCCCUGUCUGGACUUCGCCGAGGAACUCAUAACAACCUACCCAGAAGCAAAAGUCAUCCUCUGGGAGAGGGACGAAGACGAAUGGUUCCGCAGCAUGGACGAGACGCUGAUCAAGAACUACGGGAAGCCGCAAUCGAAAGUCUUCGCGGCGAUAGACUACGACUGGCUAGGAAGAAUCUCUGCCAUGACCCAUGCGAUUACGAGGCUGUGCUACGGUUCGAACGAUCGCGAGCAGAUUCGAGCAAAUGCGCGGCUUGUGUAUCGACAGCAUUUCAAGACUGUCAGGAGACUUCUCAAGGACCAGCCUGAUCGAUUACUCGAAUAUAAGAUGGGAGAUGGGUGGGAGCCGAUCUGCCAAUUCCUUGAACUGCCGGUCCCAGCUAAGCCUUUUCCUCACGUCAACGAGAGCGAGUACAUGGAGUCGCAGCGGGUGGCGUUGUUACUCAAGAUCCUCGAUCGUGUGUUCUGGAAGGUUGUGGCGGUUGUGAGUCCGGUGCUUGUUUUGUUGGUGGCGUACCGCAUGUCGAGGAAUGAUAGAAUAUCGUUCAAACAGCUCCUUGCGGCGGUAUUCAACCAAGCAAUGAGGAUACGGACGACUUCUGUGCAAUCGAAGGUGGAAUAG
Molecule: messenger RNA, 948 nt
Organism: Zasmidium cellare ATCC 36951
Lineage: Eukaryota; Fungi; Ascomycota; Dothideomycetes; Mycosphaerellales; Mycosphaerellaceae
Exons: 1
Coding region: 1-948 (315 amino acids)
Source: RefSeq, a predicted model, not a curated record